This is a messenger RNA of Salvia miltiorrhiza (redroot sage), 1742 nucleotides long. Its product is annotated as probable N-acetyltransferase HLS1. The record is from RefSeq and is a predicted model, not a curated record. The coding region runs from base 257 to 1495 and encodes 412 amino acids. The transcript has 3 exons. Lineage: Eukaryota; Viridiplantae; Streptophyta; Magnoliopsida; Lamiales; Lamiaceae. Gene Ontology annotation, molecular function: acyltransferase activity, transferring groups other than amino-acyl groups.
GAAGCAGUAUUUCCCCAGAGUGUGCUUUACAGAAUGAUGAAAGUGUAAACAACGCCCGCCGCCCUUUCUCUUUCUCCACCACUUGUCCUUUUAAGCUUCAAAUCAUACAGAUUUCCCUCUGAUUUUAAAUAAGAUCCUGCACUUGCACUCGCACACUCCUCUUACUUCACAUACACGUUAUUAGCAACUCACACUCAUCAUCAUCAUCAUCAUCAUCAAUAAACCCUUAAUUCAUCUUAAUCAUCAUCAUCGUAGAAUGGUGGCGGAGGGAGAGGUGGUGGCGGUGGUGGUGGUGCGAGAGUACGACGAGAAGAAGGACUCCUCAGCCGUGGAGGAAAUGGAGAACCGCUGCGAGGUGGGCCCCAGCGCCAAGCUCUCCCUCUUCACCGACCUCUUGGGCGACCCCAUCUGCCGGGUCCGCAACUCCCCUGCUUAUCUCAUGCUGGUGGCGGAGCUGGUAGUGGUCGGCGGCGGCGAGGAUAAGGAGAGGCGUGAGAUCGUGGGCGCCAUAAGGGGUUGCAUCAAAACCGUUACUUGCGGCACUAAGCUCUCAAGAAACGGCAGCAACAAACCUCUCCCCGUCUACACUAAACUCGCCUACAUCUUAGGCCUCCGCGUCUCCCCUUCUCAUAGGAGAAUGGGGAUUGGAUUGAAACUAGUGCGGCAGAUAGAGGAAUGGUUCGGCGAGAACGGCGCCGAGUAUUCAUACAUGGCGACGGAGAACGACAACCAUGCAUCCGUGAAGCUCUUCACGGAGAAAUGCGGCUACUCCAAAUUCCGCACGCCGUCGAUCCUCGUGCACCCGGUCUUCGCCCACCGCGUCCGCCCCGACCCGCGCGUCGCCAUCGUCCGGCUCGGCGCCGCCGACGCCGAGGCGCUCUACCGCCGCCGCUUCUCCUCCACGGAGUUCUUCCCGCGCGACAUCGACGCCGUGCUCGGCAACAAGCUCAGCCUCGGCACCUUCCUCGCGCUGCCGCGCGGCGCCGCGUGGCCGGCGGCAGGGGGGGCCGCCGCGUUCCUCGCCAGCCCGCCCGAGUCGUGGGCGGUGCUCAGCGCGUGGAACUGCCAGGACGUGUACAAGCUGGAGGUGCGCGGCGCGUCGCGCGUGAGGCGGGCCCUGUUCAAGACGACGCGGGCCCUGGACCGGGCCUUCCCGUGGCUGCAUCUCCCGUCCGUGCCCCAGGUGUUCAGGCCCUUUGGGUUUCACUUUCUAUACGGGCUGGGCGGGGAAGGCCCAAAUGCGGUUAGGAUGAUGCGGGCCCUUUGUGGGUCGGCCCAUAAUCUAGCCAAGGACUGCGGCUGCGGAGUGGUGGCCACGGAGGUGGCGGAUCGCGAGCCGCUCAGGUUAGGAAUUCCGCACUGGGAGAGCUUAUCGUGCGCCGAGGAUUUGUGGUGCAUUAAGCGGCUAGGGGAAGACUACAGUGACGGCUCUGUCGGUGACUGGACCAAGUCGCCACCUGGCAACUCCAUUUUUGUUGAUCCCAGAGAGUUCUGACUCAAAAACUCCAAUCUAAUUUUAGUUAAUUAAUUAAAUUAUAGUAGUAAUUAAUGUGCUAAUCUUGCAAGUUCAGAUAAAAAUGAUAUUAGUGGCGGAGGAGAUGGGAUAGGAGAUAUGGAUCAAACUUUUGUUGUCUAGUUGCUGUUGUUGUAAAAGGGAAUGGAAUAUCCCUAUCUCUUUUUUUUUUGUAAAUGAAUGUAGUUCUUGAUUUUCAGUUUUAAAUUUUGAGUAAAUUUUUUUAAAA